UUCUAUUCUAUUCUAUUCUAAUAAAGCAUGAACUUUCAAACAUUGUGCAUGGUUUUAUAUUUGUAAUGCAAUAGAGUUGUGGGUAUUUUGUGAUAUUGUCUGAUGUAAGCUUUUCAGUUGAUUAAAAAUAGACGUGCGAGACAUUUUGGCAAUCUCUUGCUAAAUAUAUGAUGACAGUCCUACCUUCUAAUAACACAUAUUUAAGAAAUAUUAAGGGCCUCAGUUUCAAAUUGUGGUCAAGUCAGCCCACACGUGGAGAAGCAACAAGCUCAGUUUGUAUCUGAGGCCGUCUCUGCUGCUGCAACAACAGGAAACAACGUCUUCUCCCCUCCUCUCGUCUCACUGCACCCAUGUCUUCCUCAUUUUUAUUUUUUAUUUUUUCCAUUGUGCUUUAGGAAACACCCCACUUUAUAACAGCUGCUGGGGUCCCACACAAUGAGGUUUAUCAAACCAGUCGACAGCUGAGGCUGGUUCUGUUAUAAGAGUGUGCGAUCUACUGGUUGAAUAAAAUCUUUGUCAAAUUUUGUGCGACGGUAGCUAUUAGUAGAAGCUCGAGCUAAUUCAGUUUUGGUUGUUACACCAAAAAUGAAAAUUAGUCAAAACAUUAUAUUAUCAGUCAUCAAAUUUCACAACAUUAAACAAGGUAAGAUUGCAAGGCCUGCGAGUAUAACAUAUCACAUGAAAGGACAUGGAGAAAGCUUGCCCUUUGGUGCAGGGGUUGCUCUCUGUAAGUAUUCUUGUUAUGGCUGAGCUCAGCUCCUGAAAAACAAGCUCCAGUAGCAACUGACUCUGCAGAAAGUUGGCAACUUCUGCCUCGGAUCCGUUUACCCCACUCUGUGGCUUUACAACUGUUCAUAGCUGCAGUGCUGUCGUUCCCAAUCACUUCCAUUUUGUUAUAAUUCUGUUCCAAGCUGGAAUUCACUGAGUUCCUGAGAGUGACCCAUUGUUUCACAAAUGUUUGUAGAAGCAGUCUGCAUGCCUAGGUGCUUCAUUUUAUACACCUGUGGCCUUUGGAGUAACUGGAACACAUGAAUACAAUGAAUUGGAAAGCUGAGAGAAGACUCUGCAAUAUAGUGUAGGUCAGAGUCGCUAACAAACAAAUAAGCAAAUUAAAAAAGAAGAAUUCGUGGUCAAUGAAAAUGAUCUGUACUGGACUGAAAGUGGAUGAAAAAGCAGCCACUGUCCAAAGAAUUUCCUCUUCUUUCUUUUUUUUGACUUGUGUUUUACACCCAGAAAGCCGGGAGAACUAUUCCACUAACCGCUUGGUUAGUUUUUACUUCCUUUUGUUUGUGUCUUGAGGUUUGAAGGUGGGGCUAAUGAAGUUUCACAUAGUUUCAUUUUCAAUGAAUCUAGUUUUGAAGUCCAUCUAAGAGUCCUGCCAUCUAUAAUCUCAUAAUUCUCCCCAGAUCUUAUUUACUGCUUUGUGGUAGUGGACCAGAUGUCUGGGAUUCAGUACCUGGCUUACUCGUGGGCUUUUGUCAUCACACAGACUGGUUUUGUUUGCAGUGAGAUUCACUUCUUGAAGCAGUAUGAGGGUGAAUCCGUUGUUCUUCCCUGUGAGAUUGAACAGAGGUACCCAGCGCCCCUGGGAGUCUCACUCAAACGAUCCUGGCUGGUUGAAGAAGAAGUGCUGUUCAAGUACACCAAGGAAGACUUUACAGUUAAAAAUUCUGCUGACAAAAGCCGCAUUCGCGUCAGGGGAGACCCGAGCCUUCAUUCUGUGAAUAUCACCAUCUCUCAGCUGAACGCCAGCGACACAGACCGCUACUACUGCGAGUUUGUCGUGGAAAAUCUUUCCUCUGCAGAUGACCGCAUACGUGGAAAGAUGGAAUUCUUCCUCCUUGUUGGUGCUGGAUGCUUUGACCUUGUGCCUACAAGUGCUCAGUUUGGUGGCUCCAGUUACUCCUUUCUGGUGUACGCUUUGUCAUCAGCUGUGGUUUUUCUCCUUCUGCUCUUCACUGGAUUUGUGGUGAUUUCUAAAUGCAAAGGAUCUCAGAGUAUGAAGUCACAUGAAGCCGAUGUCUACGAGGAAAUGGGUAGGGCAACACCUCCCAGUCAAACACAAGCACCUGCCCAUCAGAGGGAAAUACCAGAAGCUUCCCAACAAAGUAAACUUCACCUGGGGAACCCCUAUGAAUUUCAAGAGGUGCUCUCAUCAACAUCAUAAACUAGAGUGUCCAAAAACACUAAACUCCAGUUAGUGUGCAGAAUUCUUAUAUCUUUUAAAUCUCCUGCAUAUUGCUAGACAGCUUGCAUUCUGACAUUUUUUUUUUUACCUUAUUAUAAAAUAACUUUGGCUGCUUUUGCUGUGAUCAUAGUGAUUAAAUGCUCUGUACAUUACUGAAUUUUAUUCUGCACUCCGUUACAUAUCCGAGUAUACAUAUCCUUUCCAGUUACUUAGCAGUUGUCUCAGAUUGGAGUAGAUAGUGGUAAGUUGAUCCGUUUUAGCAGACAAAGAGCCAAAUAAUCUGUCAAAGGGCUUCGUUCUGGUGUGCGGUGACUCAAUUUAGCAAAAAGCCUGAGUUGACAAAGGAAGUAGAUAAUCAGUGUUGCAAUACUCGUUAUCUCUAACUGAGGUUUUGUGAAGACAGACAACACAAAGAUAUACUGAACUUAUCUUGUAGUACAUUCACUCACCUUUUUACACGUUAAACUGAACAUUUGGGUUAUGUAACAGGAAGAAGGAAUGAAGAAUGCAUGGUUACAUUGUAACACUGGUUCUUUGAGUAAGUACACUAGCCAGUAUAGGUGGAAGUAAGCGGCUACAUAUGGAAUGUGAGUGAGUCUCUUCACUCAGAGAACCAGCAUUACAAUGUAACCAUGCAAUAAUACAAUGUAACAUUUUGAAGGAAACCAGUAAGAAAAUGUUAAUGGAAAAUAAUCAGACGUGAAUUGAAUCUGGCGGGGUUUCAUCUAAAAUGAACACCACACCUGGCCUUGCACCAGUCCAGCACAGAGGGCUGCAAACAUCACCACAACACAGAAAACUAAGCAGUUUAUCCUAAAGGAAAAUGAACAGCACAAAAUUAUUAUAUUUCAGUUAGCUCUGAAAAAAAGAUAGAAAUCUGUACUUGUUGCAGGGAGAAAUGGGAGAAAUGUUUCAUCACUCAUCCAACUGAUUUCUUCAGUCUCAGUUGACCGCAGGUUUCCCAGCUUUAUAAACCGAGCAGUUGCAUAACAUUCAAAACUAGCAUCAUUGCCUAACAAUAAGCCAUAAGAUCGGUUUUGCUUUUAUUAAUUUGAAACUGUCAUGACCGUUAGUGUUGUCAUCAAUAUAGUUAAAUAUUAUAAAUAUAGUUCAUGCAAACACUCAUGGCAAAUUACCUGUUAACAAUGAGAAACUGUUGUGGCUCAAUUUUUGGCAGUUGUGCUGAUUUUGAUUGUUUUGCAACUUCAUCUACACAACUGUACUCAAUCCUAUAAACAGUGUUUAUAGGAUUGAGUACACUUGCGAUGAAAGGAAAUUCUAACACGAAUCAGAAAUUUUACCGUCGUUGGGACAAGGUCGGUGAAUACUCACUUCUCACCAAUUGUGUCAUGUGUUAAUAUGUCAUUUUUUUUACAUGCUGCAUCGUACUGUUUUCUAAAUGUGUUUAUUUGCUGUGGUUUACUGUAGCUACCACUGUUUCACUUACUAUCCCAGAUGUUUGUGUGAGCAUUGUGUUGCAGUUUGCAUUAAAGUCAUUUUUAAGCAGUUUUUUUUUACUAUGUUGCAGGUUUAAAUGUUGUUUAUUCCUUUGAUCAUACAUUUGUUCUGAGACUCCAAAGCCUGAUUUCUUUUUUAAUAGCAGUUGGGCUAAAUCAGGUGGCGGUGGGCUUUUUUCUUUUGUUUUAUCACUUAAAAAAUACAUUGCUAUGAACAUUUGUCUCUGUAUGGUGCUAUUAAGUUACGUAGCAGUCAUCAGUUAGUGAGUGUCAUUUAAUUGUAGGUUUACUGGCUUUAGCUACUGGCACCAGCUAAACUAACUGUGUGUGUACAGACAGCCCUAUAAAGACACAGUCAGUGGUUUCCUCAGAUCAGCAGAAGUGAAGUGAGGCUGUAGUGCCCAGAAUGUGUUUGUUUCCAGUUACAAUGAGUUAUUUUGGUCUAAGUUUCACUUCAUGUACAACGCUCACCUCUGGGAGGUGAGUCUGUCUAACCUAUCACACUCCGUGAAGUCGUACAUAAAUUAAAUGUUCUGAAGGAUUUUACAUCACUUUGACAACCUUGACUUUCAGUCAAGAACUGAACCAAAUUAACUAAGAAAAGAAUAUUCAAUUCAAGUUUAUUUAUAUGGUGUCAAACCACAACAACAGUCAUCUCAAAGUGUUUUAUAAUGCAAGGCAAAGACGGGCUGGUUCUUGUAUAGUGCCUUAAACAACAACAUCCUCAUUCACUUAUUCAUACAAGUAUGUUUUGUCUGCACCUAAGUUCUAACAUUUUCAGACAUCCAUACUCCAAUGAAUGUAUCAGAGAGCGAACAGACAACCACCAAAGCUCCAAUUAGUAGAUGACCUGCUCUACCUCGUAAGCUACAGCCAAC
This is a messenger RNA of Haplochromis burtoni (Burton's mouthbrooder), 4523 nucleotides long. RefSeq lists its product as uncharacterized. The transcript has 4 exons. The record is from RefSeq and is a predicted model, not a curated record. Gene Ontology annotation, biological process: adaptive immune response. Gene Ontology annotation, molecular function: signaling receptor activity. Gene Ontology annotation, cellular component: membrane. The coding region runs from base 1439 to 2167 and encodes 242 amino acids. NCBI's taxonomy places the organism in Eukaryota, Metazoa, Chordata, Actinopteri, Cichliformes, Cichlidae.